This is a messenger RNA of Sphaerodactylus townsendi, 1446 nucleotides long. Its product is annotated as ectonucleotide pyrophosphatase/phosphodiesterase family member 7-like. Bases 1 to 1323 code for a protein of 440 amino acids. NCBI's taxonomy places the organism in Eukaryota, Metazoa, Chordata, Lepidosauria, Squamata, Sphaerodactylidae. The transcript has 5 exons. The record is from RefSeq and is a predicted model, not a curated record.
AUGAAGAUGCAAAAAUCCCUCGCUCUGAACGUGAUCAUUCUGACGGCAGUUGCUUCUGGUCCAGUUCCCUGGGAAGAGGGGCAAGAACGCUCCCACAAACUCCUACUAGUUUCUUUCGAUGGGUUCCGGUGGAAUUAUGAUCAGGAUGUUGACACCCCAAACUUUGACAAUUUAGCGAAGGACGGAGUAAAGGCAAAGUAUAUAACACCUCCUUUCGUGACCAUGACUUCGCCGUCUCAUUUCACAACCAUCUCUGGUCGCUGGAUCGAAGACCAUGGGGUGAUCCAUAACAUGAUGUUCAACACAGAGACACUGAGGAAAUACAGCCACAAGGCAACGCAGAACAAGACGGAGUGGUGGGACAACGGAGUACUUCCGCUGUGGAUCACCGCUCAGAAUCAGGGGAAAAAAACAGCCUCGUUUCAUUAUCCCGGGGGUGGUGCUAAUUACAGUGGCCAGUCGGUUAACCGAAGCUUGGUCGAGGCCUUUGACCACCCUGACGCCAAUGAGACAGAAUGGCAAGAGAAUAUUGAUAUUGUCAUGAACUGGUUCACCCAAGAAGAUUUUGAUUUUGUCACCCUGUAUUACGGUGAGCCCGAUAACGUAGGUCACAAGUUUGGCCCUGAAACCGAAAACAGGAAAGUUAUAAUCCAACAGAUCGACCGCACCAUCGGGUACCUGACGGCAGCAAUUGAAAAAUACGGCUUGAAAGACACCCUUAAUGUCAUAAUUACGUCUGACCAUGGUAUGACUACUGUCAAGAAAAAUCCAGAUGUCGAGGAGAUCUUUUUGGCCAAACAUAUUAAAUUCAGUGACUUGGUGAAGUUUGACAUUCUAGACUAUGGUGGGUUUGGCAUGAUCCUGCCUAAACCGGGAAAAGAAGAAGAAAUUUAUCAAGUUCUGAAAAAUGUCCACCCUCACCUCAAGGUGUACAAAAAGGAAGAGUUUCCAGAAGACUUCCAUUAUGCAAAACAUGAACGAGUUUUGCCAAUCUUGCUUUAUGGGGAUCCUGGUUACAGUGUCAACGGGAGGCUUAUCUUAUACAUUAACAAAGGCGAUCAUGGAUUUGACAACAAAGACUCAGAUAUGAAGACCAUCUUUCGAGCUUUCGGUCCCAGCUUCAAAAAGGACUACUUAGCUGAACCUUUCGACAGCAUUCACAUUUAUCCACUGAUGUGCCACCUUCUGGGAGUCCAACCAGAACCCAAUAAUGGCUCACUAGAAUUCACUCUGGACAUGCUCAAUUCGGCAGCAUCAGGGUGUUUCCUUCUACCCAUAAUUGUAGGAGUGGCGAUAGUGGCCCAUCUUGUGGUAUCCAUUUGAACUGCCACGUACAGGAUGAUUCAACAGAAGAAACCACCAUCCCAGUGUGGAAAAAAGAUUUUGACAUUGUUACGAUGCAUCAACUUCGUUGUCACAGAAGGAAUCCCAGUAGAAUGAAAUCGU